UCAACAAAAAAUGUCCAUUUUUUUGGGUGAUUGGGAAGCAUUUUUCCCUUGGAAAACGUUGCACGAGAGAAUUUAUAUUCAUUUGUUUGCAUUUUUAUUUUUCCAUUCAUUUGGGGAUUUUGUACAGUGACCUGAUCAUUUUCCUUGAACCCUAAACCUUUGUUUGCAUUUUAAUUUUUCCAUUCAUUUGGGGAUUUUGUACAGUGACCUGAUCAUUUUCCUUGAACCCUAAACCCUCGACCAGGGGGACUAAGAAGUGAGAGGCUUCACACCACACGCAUUCCUUGGCUACCCAGACCCCUGCCUUCUUCAUUCCAUCUGCCACACGCCGCAUCACUCAGCAGAUCUAACUAUGUCGUACCUCUCGCGAAUUCUGCGUCGCACCUUCUCCACCUCUGUCUCUAAAACCCCAGAAACCACUGAUUUCAUCACCAUCAAAUCUCGAUCCCAGAGCCUCUUUAAAGAGCGCAACCUCAAACGUCUGGUCCAGAAGUUUAAAGAAUCUUCCGAGAUUGAUCGCUUCCGCACCAAGACCGGCGUCUACGAGGAAACUGUUCGCCGGCUCGCCUCCGCCAAGCGCUUCAAAUGGAUCAAAGAGAUCCUCGAAGAUCAGAAGAAGUACAGCGACAUUUCCAGGGAGGGUUUCGCAGUUCGGCUCAUUACCCUGUAUGGUAAAUCUGGCAUGUUCGAUGAAGCCUCCAAGACGUUCGACGAAAUGCCUGAACGGAAAUGCGAGCGCACGGUGAAAUCUUUAAAUGCCCUUCUCGGGGCGUGCGUUAAUUCGAAGAUGUUUGAUAAGCUGGAGGAGAUUUUUCGAGAACUGCCUUCGAAAUUGUCGGUCAGCCCGGAUGUGUUCUCCUACAAUAUCAUCAUCAAGGGAUAUUGCGACAUGGGUUCUCUCGACUUGGCGCUUUCGAUGCUCGAUGAGAUGGAGAAGAACGGGGUGACCCCUGAUUUGAUCACUUUCAAUACGCUUUUGAAUGAGUUUUGUGGGAAGGGGCAGCGACUUGCGGAUGCGGAGAAGAUAUGGGCUCGAAUGGAAGCGAAGAAUGUUGUUCCUGAUGUUAGAAGUUACAAUGCCAAGUUGGUAGGAUUGGCUUCGGAGAAGAAAAUGUCAGAAGCAGUGAGGUUGAUCGAAGAAAUGGAGUCCAUGGGUAUUAAAGCUGAUGUCUUUAGUUUCAAUGCUUUGAUUAAAGGAUUCUGUAACGAUGAGAAGAUGGAAGAAGCUAAGAAGUGGUUUGACAAAAUGGAGGCAAGUGAUUGUGCUCCAGACAAGACAACUUAUGCGACACUGGUUCCGGCUGUUUGUGAGAAGGGUGAUUUUAGCCUGGCUCUUGAGCUCUGUGAGAAGAUAUUUAAGCGGCGGCGCCUUGUUGAUGUUGCUGUAUUGCAGCGUGUGGUGGAUGGAUUGGUUAAGGAUUCAAAGAUUGAAGAAGCAAAGAAACUUGUGGAGUUGGGAAAGAAGAACAAUUACCACCGUUACAACUUGAAGAUGCCGUCAGACCAGUAAAUUAGCUCUCCUGCUUUUAUUUGAUAUUGUAUUCUUUAGGUUUUCUGUGGUUAUUGAUCAAGUGUCUUUGUUAUCGACGAUCAAACAGAACUUGAACAACCAAGCUUUUUUUGGAACUUGGGGAGUUCCAUAAUUACUGUUGGUUUUGCUAGAAUUUUGUUGCAAAUAUAAGUGCUUCUCUUGGUUUUA
This is a messenger RNA of Malania oleifera, 1699 nucleotides long. RefSeq names its product small ribosomal subunit protein mS78 (rPPR3a)-like. NCBI's taxonomy places the organism in Eukaryota, Viridiplantae, Streptophyta, Magnoliopsida, Santalales, Ximeniaceae. The coding region runs from base 353 to 1510 and encodes 385 amino acids. The transcript has a single exon. Gene Ontology annotation, molecular function: protein binding. Gene Ontology annotation, cellular component: chloroplast. The record is from RefSeq and is a predicted model, not a curated record.